CAGUCGCUGUCUUGUUUAUUUUCAUUGAGGAUUAUUAAGUUCAAAAUACAAAAUGUCGGAGGGUGAUUCGAAAUUUGGAUUCAAGGAUAUGGAGAAGGCGCUGGAGACUUUGAAGUUGCUGGAGAGCCAUGAUAUGCAGUAUCGGAAGUUAACCGUUCGCGGUUUGUUGGGACGCGCUAAACGGGUGCUGACAUUGACAAAGGCGGCAGAUAAAUUGAAGAACAUUAAUGAGGCCAUCGAUGUCUUCGAGAAAUGGCUGGCCGAGAAUGGCGGCGGUGCGUCCAACAAGAAUGCAAAGACUGACAGUGAGGACAAAGUGGAAACAGUUCCCGGCUUGGGUUUCAAGGACAAGGAGGCCGCCCUGGCUACUCUGAACAUUUUGGCUGAACGCGAUCCCGACUAUCAAAGACUGGCCAUCAAGGGGUUGAUUGGAAGCUCCAAACGUGUGCUUUCCGGCACCAAAAACGAGGACAAAAUCAAUUCCAUCAAGGAGGGUGUACAAAUACUGGAGGAGUUUCUCGAAAAGUUUGAAACAGAGAACCGCAUCAAGGACAACCGCGCCUAUUUGGCAUACGAUGUGGUGGCCAAAUUGCCAGAGCCAAAGGACGAGUUGGCCGCCGAGUUCUUGGCCGCCUAUGGCGGUAACAAAGCCAAGGGCAACUACAAGCAUUUGCGUACCAUGUACCCAGAGGCGGAUGACACCACAAGCUGGGACAUUGUGCGCAACAGAAACAUAGCCAAGUUGUUGGAGCAAAUAAAGAGCGCGGAUGCCAAACUGUUCGAGGCGGAGAGCGGAGCACCAACAGAGCUGCAUCUGCAGCUGAUACACUGGGCAUACAGUCCACAGCCGGACAAGGUCAAGAGCUACGCCAGCAAGCUGGCUGGUAGUGGUGCAGACAGGCCAGAGAAACGGAAGCUAGACAGCGGCAGUGGCACCGGAAGCGGAAGCAGUGCCAACACAAGCUCCAAUUCAAGUAGCGAUGGUUCCGACGAUGAGUCCACUCCCAAGAAAAAGAAGAAGCGUGUGGAGGAGUGAAUAUCGAUGUUCAGAGUUCCUGUCUUUCAUUUUAUCAGAAUAUUGUGCAUUGAAUAAAUUGAAUGCAUUCUUAUAGAGGGAUAAAUGUAACGAACAGAAAACGA
Molecule: messenger RNA, 1140 nt
Organism: Scaptodrosophila lebanonensis
Lineage: Eukaryota; Metazoa; Arthropoda; Insecta; Diptera; Drosophilidae
Gene: Ude
Exons: 3
Coding region: 53-1036 (327 amino acids)
Source: RefSeq, a predicted model, not a curated record